Quercus robur (English oak) is the source of this 1168-nucleotide messenger RNA. RefSeq lists its product as uncharacterized. Gene Ontology annotation, biological process: tRNA methylation; RNA (guanine-N7)-methylation. Gene Ontology annotation, cellular component: tRNA methyltransferase complex. The transcript has 9 exons. Gene Ontology annotation, molecular function: tRNA (guanine(46)-N7)-methyltransferase activity. Bases 55 to 951 code for a protein of 298 amino acids. Lineage: Eukaryota; Viridiplantae; Streptophyta; Magnoliopsida; Fagales; Fagaceae. The record is from RefSeq and is a predicted model, not a curated record.
CCAACAUUUUGUUUUCCAAGAAAGGACAGUAGAUAGUAUAGGGGAGAGGAUGAAAUGGCGGCUGCUCCUUCCUUGUGCGUAUUACGCUACUUUAAUAGCUGGAACAAGAAUUUGAGAAAGGAAGGGCUUUGCUCAGUCCUACUAAGAACAUCAUCUUUGUUUGGUCGACACUAUUGCAGUAGUAACUUAGUGGGUGCUGCUUGUGCUACUGCUCUCAGAAGCCCAGACCUGGUGGCCUUAGAAUAUGCUGACCUUAAUCUCACACACAAAGUCUCGGAGGAGUUGGGUCAUGUCAGAAUCCGGCAACAUGUGAACCCUCUGAGUGCCUCUUUCUCUAUGCCAGCGGAUGCACCAGAGUGGGAUGAAGUUUUCAAGGACCCAACAUUGCCUCUCAUGGUGGAUGUUGGAAGUGGUAGUGGCAGAUUUCUCUUAUGGCUUGCGAAAAGAAAUCCUGAAGAGAAAAAUUAUUUGGGGCUGGAAAUACGGCAGAAACUGGUAAAGCGUGCUAACUUCUGGGUAAAAGAGCUAGCUCUUAGCAACAUAUAUUUCUUGUUUGCUAAUGCCACAAUUUCUUUCAAUCAAUUAGUAUCAACAUAUCCUGGACCCUUGAUGCUAGUCUCAAUCCUAUGCCCAGACCCUCAUUUCAAGAAAAGGCAUCAUAAAAGAAGGGUUGUGCAGAAGCAUUUGGUAGAUUCUAUCAUAAAGAAUUUAAUGCGUGGGGGACAGGUGUUCAUACAGUCUGAUGUGCUUGAAGUGGCGCUUGAUAUGAGAAAUCAGUUUGAUGCUGAUGUGGAUGUACUUCAUCACAUUGAUGCCCUCAGCCAGAGUGUCUUGUGUGACAAUGAGGGAUGGUUGUUGAGCAAUCCAAUGGGAAUAAGGACUGAGAGAGAAAUUCAUGCAGAAUUAGAAGGCGCAAGAAUUUUCCGUAGGAUGUACCAGAAGAUGGCGUAAAUAAUCUAUAGGCUCUUUGUUAUUAAUCCUAAGGAGCAGUUCACUUGUCAAGAUGCAGCCUUUUGAAAUAAAGGCUAUCAAUUUAAAUUUGAAACCCCGCCCCAUUGGGUCACUCACUUCUUCCCCCACCAAAAGAAGAAGGUGGCUAGGUUAAUUUAUUGUGAGGUAUCUUGUAGGGACUUUUAUUUUGGGAAUGAAAAAAAGGCAUUUGUAUUAA